Molecule: messenger RNA, 1711 nt
Organism: Cheilinus undulatus (humphead wrasse)
Lineage: Eukaryota; Metazoa; Chordata; Actinopteri; Labriformes; Labridae
Product: ribonucleoside-diphosphate reductase subunit M2-like
Exons: 10
Coding region: 175-1329 (384 amino acids)
Biological process (GO): deoxyribonucleotide biosynthetic process
Cellular component (GO): cytosol
Molecular function (GO): ribonucleoside-diphosphate reductase activity, thioredoxin disulfide as acceptor
Source: RefSeq, a predicted model, not a curated record
CGCCAAGAUUUCAAUAAAAACGGCGAGCGGACAACAGAAGCCGCUUCAGUCUGUCCUCUCCGUCUGUCUUGCUGCGCUUUAGUUUAGCUUUUCCCUCUUUUAAACUGUCAUUUAGUUAUUUUUUUUUAGCUUUUUUUUUUACUACUUUGUUCGUGUGAUUUUAAAGAACCCAAAAUGCUCACUGCUCGCUCUCCUCUGUCCGUGAAGAAUGACAACGCCAUCAGCAGUCAGAUCAGCAACAUGUCGCUGGACAAAGAAAAUACGCCUCCGAGUCUGAACUCCACCCGCAUCCUGGCCUCGAAAACCGCGCGUAAAAUCUUUGACGGUCCUGAGUCCAAGGCCGUGAAGAAGAGCAGCAGCGAGGAGGAGCCUCUGCUGAAGGAAAACCCUCGCCGCUUUGUCAUCUUCCCAAUCCAGUACCACGACAUCUGGCAGAUGUACAAGAAGGCUGAGGCCUCAUUCUGGACUGCAGAGGAGGUUGAUCUAUCUAAAGACGUGCAGCACUGGGAGUCUCUGAAAGAUGAGGAGCGAUACUUCAUCUCUCACGUCUUGGCCUUCUUUGCCGCCAGUGACGGAAUCGUCAACGAGAAUCUGGUGGAGCGCUUCACUCAGGAAGUUCAGGUGACAGAGGCCAGGUGUUUCUAUGGUUUCCAGAUUGCCAUGGAGAACAUCCACUCAGAGAUGUACAGUCUGCUCAUUGACACCUACAUCAAGGACCCCAAAGAGCGAGAGUACUUGUUCAACGCCAUCGAGACUCUGCCCUGUGUGAAGAAGAAGGCUGACUGGGCCAUCAACUGGAUUGGAAACAAGAGCGCCAACUAUGGAGAGCGCGUGGUGGCGUUCGCAGCCGUGGAGGGAAUCUUCUUCUCUGGUUCUUUCGCUGCCAUCUUCUGGCUGAAGAAGAGAGGCCUGAUGCCCGGCCUGACCUUCUCCAAUGAGCUCAUCAGCAGAGAUGAGGGUCUGCACUGCGACUUUGCCUGUCUGAUGUUCAAACACCUGGUGAACAAGCCAUCUGCUGAGACCGUCACCAGCAUCAUCAAGAACGCCGUGGAGAUCGAGCAGGAGUUCUUGACGGAGGCUCUGCCAGUGAAGCUGAUCGGGAUGAACUGUGACCUCAUGAAGCAGUACAUCGAGUUUGUAGCUGACAGACUGAUGCUUGAGCUCGGGUUCAACAAGAUCUACAGAGUAGAGAACCCGUUCGACUUCAUGGAGAACAUCUCUCUGGAGGGAAAGACAAACUUUUUUGAGAAGCGUGUGGGCGAGUACCAGAGGAUGGGUGUGAUGUCAGGCCCCACAGACAACACCUUCAGGCUGGAUGCCGACUUCUAGACCAGAACCAGACUCCUGCUACAGUCCUCUACAUAGGAUGAUGCACUAAAGAUCCUACAGAGUGAGAACUACAUGCAGCAGAGAGGAGAUGGACUUGUUUAUAUGAACCUCAGGACAUGGUGGAUGGAUGUGGCGGUACAUGAGCUCUUCAGGCGAGGAGAGAUCUGCUCUUUACCCAGUUGAACAUAAUGUACAUAAAAUAGGAGUGAAACUGGGUAGGUUAGAGGUGAUUUGGAUCAAAACACUGCCUGUAUUUUAUGUAAAAGUAACUGUAGAGUUUUUAUUUUAUUCUUGCUGUAUUAGUGCUUUUAUAUGGACCUUUUUUUAGGAAUAUGUUGAAUAUGUACAGUUUUCUUUUUGCAAUAAAAUUAUUGCAAAAUUC